Messenger RNA from Penicillium canescens, 1557 nucleotides. Its product is annotated as cytochrome P450. The transcript has 3 exons. The coding region runs from base 131 to 1402 and encodes 423 amino acids. NCBI's taxonomy places the organism in Eukaryota, Fungi, Ascomycota, Eurotiomycetes, Eurotiales, Aspergillaceae. Gene Ontology annotation, molecular function: iron ion binding; oxidoreductase activity, acting on paired donors, with incorporation or reduction of molecular oxygen; heme binding. The record is from RefSeq and is a predicted model, not a curated record.
CCAGGCACCUAUUGCGCUUGCAUCUCUGCCGGGGUGCCGUACUUCCUACAGCUAACAGUUCCGACUCGAGCCAGGUCCGAUUGCCCGAGUCGCGCCUCGAGUCCUGCUCACGUCCUCUCCUGAAGUUUAGAUGCAUGUAAACAACAAGCCUGGCUACAAGCGCUCCGAUUGGUAUUAUAAAGCCGCGCGGAUCGAAUAUCGGAGGGACAACGUCUUCAGUCAGACGGAUAACGCGAAACACGAGCGACGGAGGAAGCAGAUGGCUCCUGGGUAUUCGGGAAGGGAGAAUAUCAACCUCGAGGGGUCUGUGGAUGAACAAGUCCAAGAUUUCCUGAACCUCAUCCGGUCCAAAUAUAUCUCGUCCGACCGCAGUGUUGUGCCUAUGGACCUAGCGAAGAAGGUACAGUAUUUUACACUAGAUGUCAUUAGCAGCGUCGGCCUCGGCAAGUCGUUUGGUAUGCUACAGAGUGACCAGGACGUGGAUGACUACCUCCAAUCGAGCGAGGAGGGACUUGCUAUCGGCAAUGCUGCCCUCGCCAUGGGCUUCAGCUGGAUUACUCAAGCUCCCUUCAUCGGCAGGUUCAUUGCACCCUCACCUAAGGACAACAACGGCUUCGGUAAGAUGAUGGCUGCUUGCUUCCGCCUCGUCGACGAGCGCGCUGCCGGCUCUACCGACGAACGGUCCGAUAUGCUGGCCUCCUUCAUGCGCCACGGCUUAGAAGGCAAUGAGCUGCGCACUGAGGCGCUAGAGCAGAUUAUUGCGGGCUCCGACACCACUGCUGGCGCCAUUCGGGGCAUCCUUCUGCACCUCAUGACGAAUCCUCGCGUCUACCUUAGGCUGCAGCGCGAGGUCGACGAUGGCGUGCGCUGCAGCCGUGCUCCAAGAAUAGGCGAAGGCCCUAUUAGUGCCGCCCAGGCUAGAAAGCUCCCAUACCUCCAGGCUGUGAUCUGCGAGGCUCUACGAGUCUGGCCGCCUGUUACGAACAUCUUCCCGCGCGAUGUACCUCCAGGUGGCGACACUAUUGUCGUCGAUGGCCAGAGCGUUUUCCUACCGGGCGGCAUCUGCAUCGGGUACUCUGCGUACGCUAUGCACCAGAGCGAGAAGGUCUAUGGCAAGGACGCAAAGGCUUUCCGGCCUGAGCGGUGGCUCGAGUCGGAUCCUGCCAAGUUGUCUGUCAUGGUUCGGACCAACCAACUCAUAUUCGGCCAUGGCAAAUUCCAGUGCUUAGGGAAGACAGUGGCCGAAAUCGAGAUCGGAAAGGUGAUAUUCGAGCUCUUGCGCAACUUUGACCUGGCGCUUAUCAACCCGACGCGUCCCUGGGAUGCGCGGAACUACCUUGGGCUUUUCGCAAUUUCAAAUAUGUGGGUGCAAGUGAUGGAGCGAGCUCCCUGUUCCCCUUGACCGGGCAGAGAACAAUUACCAUAGUUAUAUCUGGAUAUCCUGUCAUGGUAGUGUUUUUCAGGCGUCCUCAAGGGUACACCGAAGGUGGGAAUCUAAGGUCUACGUUGGCCGGACAACGCAGUGCUCUGCUUCAUUUCAUUGUUUAUUAUCUAUUU